Messenger RNA from Cooperia oncophora, 336 nucleotides. NCBI's taxonomy places the organism in Eukaryota, Metazoa, Nematoda, Chromadorea, Rhabditida, Trichostrongylidae. The record is from the annotation of a GenBank genome assembly.
AUGUUGACAUGUCGAAAUGAUCUGGGAUCCGCAGUUCUAGAUGGCCACUUAUACGCAGCAGGUGGAGAAGACUGGUCACAUUGCGAAUUAAAAUCGGUUGAGAAAUACAAUCCCCUUACCAACGAGUGGACCGCAGUGGCUAAGAUGAACGAGGAGCGAUCUGGUGUGAGGCUUGCCGUUGCUAAUGGAAAGCUGUACGCUGUGGGUGGGGAUAAGACAUCCGAAAAGGAUUCUAUUGAAAUUUUCGAUCCUGAGAAAGAUCACUGGACAUUCCUUGGUUACCUUAAUGACAGACGACUUGGAGCAGGAGUUGGAGUCAUACGAAUACUAGCCUAA